Molecule: messenger RNA, 888 nt
Organism: Salvia splendens (bonfire salvia)
Lineage: Eukaryota; Viridiplantae; Streptophyta; Magnoliopsida; Lamiales; Lamiaceae
Exons: 2
Coding region: 99-638 (179 amino acids)
Source: RefSeq, a predicted model, not a curated record
UGUGAAGCAAAUAGCACAAUAAAUAGUAGUGCAUUGCCAUAGAUUGAAACACAGCAAAUAAAAAUAGAAACAUAUACUACAUAUAUUUGGUUGUAGCAAUGGGUUAUAAGCAAUAUCCAGCCUUGAUUGUGAUUGUGAUUGUGGUGGCUCUCCUCCUCUCGACUCCUCUUGCAUACGGCGUCCCCGUGGUGGAUAACGCCAUCAUCAGCGGCAAAAUCUGCUGCACAUCGAACGGAAACUGCGCCCCUAGGUCGGUAGGGGUUCGUAGUGUGACGGUGAACCUGAAUUGCAUGACUCACUCGGGAGAGUUGGAGACGCUCGGGCAGGGCAUCACCAACGCCACUGGAGAAUUUAUCAUCCAAGUGAAUGGUUCGGUAGGACCUAUCUUCCCCGGAGACGUACCACCAUGCAACGUCUUCGUUAACCUCCCUCUCAAUUUCACAGUCUGCCCCAUCCUCAGCACGACCACCGGAAUCAUUUCCGGCGUUCUCACUCCCGUGAGAAUUAUCAUUGAUGCAGUCGCCGGUCUCAUUGCGGUUUUUAAAGUAGUGUCGUUCUCUCUCACCGUCGAUGAUCCACAGUCUGCCCCACCCUCAACAACGUCAACGGCACCCUUACCGGUGCUCCCGUUUUCGUAGGCUCCAUCGUUGGGGAAGUGCUCGGCCUCGUUAGUAAUCUUGUUGUGUUUACGUUUGACCUGACCGUUGCUUAACAUAUCAUAAUUAAAACUCUUAUAUCUCCAUGUACGCACCACCUAAUAAAAUGUAGUACUACAUCUCAACAAGCACUAACCAUAUCAUUAUAGUUUGUUUUGAUGCUUCAUUUUGUAUACAUUAAAUCAUGAAGAAAUGUUAGUAGUUUUCUAUGAUUUACGAUUCACUUAUUACA